UUUGGUGUUAAUUAUUCCUUACUGUGAAGAGCCAAAUACUGCACUAACAAGAAUAACGUAACCUACGUAAGUUAUGAAGCAAAAUAAUGAAAUAGAUGUUAUUCCAACACUUUCUGGCUGGGAGUUAGAACGUGGCCAGUACCACUUUGUGUCUGUCUGUCUGUCUACCAUCCCAACUCUGUUCUGCAUUUUGUACAUAUCAUUUUCUUUAAAAACGUUUCUUAUUACAUAUUUUAUGAUUCCUUGAAUGUUAUGUUUAUUCUUGCUUUCAAGUCUUAUGAAAAUGGUUCCAUAGCAUAGGUAAUCUUUAAUAACUUUAUUUUUUCCUUCAGUGUUACAUUUCUGUUUAUAUAUUUUGUUGGUUAUGAUUUGUUUGUUUUCAUUGUUGCUUGAGUAUUCCCCAAAGUAUCCAUGUAUCCAUUCUGUAUUCAUAGACAAUUGGUUGAUUCUAGGUUUUGUUUUGUUUUGUUUGUAAACUAUUAUGAACAGCAUUAUAAAUGUUCUUGAAUAUCUUCUUGAUGCACAUGUACAAGAGUUUAUCUAGGGUGUAUUCCUAGGAGAGGAAUUGCUGGAUUGUAGGAGGUGCAUGUUUAUUCUUACAAGAUAGUUCUGUAAUUUUUUUUCUUUUUUCUCCCUAUUGUUUGAGAAAGUGUACCAGUUAUACCCCUAAUAGCAGUGUACACAUCCUUACCAACACUUGGUAUUAUCAGACCAUUAAAUUUUUGCAAUUUAGUGGUUAUAAAAUGGCAUUUCAUCACUUUUUUGUCAUUUUUGCCUCCCAAAGGAGCCUAUUUUACACCUUUUUCCCUAAUUCGUUCAUCUCCCCUUCAUGAAAUUUUGAUACCACAGAUACCUAGCAUAUCAGUUUAUGUACUGUGAUCCUUUCCAGGCCACAAACUGUUGUAAUAUCUAAGAAUUUUUUUCACUCUUUAUGACAAGUUUUCAUCCCUUUCUCCAUUGAGAAUGCGUGAUUGUCACUCCAUUUUAUUUAUUUGCUUAAUUAUGUAUUUUUAUUUUAUUUAUUUGGCCACACCCUUGUAGCUUGUGUGAUCUUAGUUCCCCAAGCAAGGAUCAAACCUGGGUCCCCUGCAGUGGAAGCGCCGAGUCUUAACCACUGGACCACCAGGGAAAGUCUCAUAGAGUCGCUCUGUUUUUUUCUUUUCCUGCGUCCUCCAUCCUUAGUGUGACCAGAGGUCAGUGAGGGGUUUGAUGCCAUUCAAGUCCCUGAGUUAAGACUGGGAGUUUGGUGGGAGGAAGUCAGAGAAAAGCGAAACCAAGAGAAGACAUUUUUUUCUCCCAGUGGACAUUUUAGAGGAUAUAUUGUAGCUGGAGUAAAUUCUACUUAAAUCAGUAAUCUUAAAAAGUGAUUAAAAUUACCAUUUCUUUUUCAAGUACAUUCCUCAACAUCAGUGUUGAAUCUUUGAAUUAACUAAAAAUGCCUUUAGCAACAAACAGCUCAACUAAUCGUUGGGGCUUGGAGGUGGAAGUUUUCUUUAUUGUGAGUUUUAAUUCUUCAGUAACCUGAAAAAUGCUUUAUGUAAAGAGGCCAUUACCUUGGGAUAACAGGUUUCAGAAACAGGUAGAUACACAGAUGGAUAGGUUAAAUUUUCAACUUUAGUAAUGUUUUUUUGAAUCACAAAUCUUAGCAUUUCUGCUACAUAAGAAUGCUAGUGUACCUUUUAAAUGGCCUGAUGAAUUUAAUGCUAAAGAAUAGGUUAAUGGAAGAAAUUCAGAGUACAGAAGGAGACUCAAACAUAUGCGGUAAUUUAGUAUUUUAUGAAGGGCAUGUGUUCAGCCAAUGUGGAAAUGAGUUUUUCAGUGAACCCUAUUAGAAACUAUGGAUUAGCCAGUUGAGGAAAACCAGGUUGAUUCCCCCAAAAGAGAAUUUUGUUUUGUCAUAUUGACACGUUAUAAAGCCUAGAAGCUGUGAGGGAAAGAUGGAUACGUUUUUCUGUAUAAAAACUUGAAAUAUUAGCAUAUCAAAAAUUCCCAUACAUAAAAUAAGACAGUUCAAGUGGGACAAAAUAUUUGCAGUAUAUAUGAUGAAGGGCAAGUGUCCUUUGUAUAUAGAAUUCAUCACAAUUGAAAAGAGCUGUAGGGACUUCCUAGGUGGCGCAAUGGUUAAGAAUCCGCCUGUCAGUGCAGGCGACACGGGUUCGAUCCCUGCUCCAGAAAGAUCCCACAUGCUGCGGAGCAACUAAGCUUGUGUGUCACAACUAUUGAGCCUGUGUUCUAGAGUCCAUGAGCCACAACUAUUGAGCCUGUGUGCUGCAACUAUAGAAGCCCACACGCCUAGAGCCUGUGCUCCGCAACAAGAGAAGCUACCCCGAUGAGGAGCCCGCAUACCACAAUGAAGAGUAGCCCCCACUCACAGCAACCAGAGAAAGCCUAUGUGUAGCAAAGAAGACUCAGCACAGCCAAUAAAUAAAUAAAUAAGCAAAUAAAUUUAAAAAAAAAGAACUGUAACAAUAGGUAAAUACAAAAUGGGCAAAGAAUAGAAAAGGACAUUUUCUAGUGGGCAUCUAAUCCUGUGGCAGGUACUCACCCUCACUCAGAACUAAGGAGAUGGAGAGUUAAGUAACCCUGAUACACCUCCUAGAUAAUUGAGCAUCUGAAGAUGUGAAAGCACAUCCCAGCAGUGCUAGUUCUGAGAGUAUAUCUGACUGAUACAUUUGCAUAUGUACAAACAUAAAUUUGCUGCAGAAUAUUCCUACAGCAUUACAGCUGCAGAAAGCCAGACCCUCGUAGACUUAAUCAGUGAGAGCAUGGCUAAGUCAUUCCUCUUCUUUACAAUGGACGAUGUAUAGCUGUGGAAAGAGGGUUGAGUUCAGUGUAUUUCAGUGUAUGUUCAUGUGAAACUAUCUUCGUGAUAAAGUGGAAAAGCAAGUGUGAUAUGAUGGCUUCCGUAGUGUGAUUUUUAAGAAGGAAGGGUGUUUCUACUCAUUGACAUGCUUAGAUGUGCAGAGUAGUUUUAGAAGAAACCAAGAGAUUAUGAACACUCUUGUCUUACUUGGAGGACUAGAGUGGGUCACGAGACCUUUGUGUACUGUGAAAGUUUACUAUUUGCAGGAAUACCUUUUCCGGUUAAAGAGGUAACCACCCCUCCCUCCAACUCCUUAAAAAUCGUAUUUGACCUUACAGAUGGCUCAUGUUCAGAUGUUUGAUAGCUAGUGCUGUAAACAUACGGAGGAGGUCUUCCUGUCCUGCAGAAUGAGGGGUGACUUGGAGCAGCUGUGUUUGUGGGAGAGCAGUCUUGCCAGGUGGUUGUCAGCGUGUCAAAUGCUUGUAUACACUUGUUUCAGAACUCUGCUGCUGGGAUUCAGUCUUAGAGAUAUGUGUUAAUGAGUACACAGAAACAGUGCUCAUUGCAGCUUUUUUUGUGAAAGUGAAAGUGACGUGAAAAGAGGAGGAUAUAAUGGAACUAUUUAUUAAUGGGGACUACGUACAUAAGUUGUGGUCCUGUCAUGCAGUGAAUGGUGCUUUGUGGAGCUCUAAGCAGAUACCUCUGGGUGUUAGAGAGGGAGAUUUUACUGUAAAAAGUUUUUUAAAAUAAUGGCUUUAAGAUAUAAUUCACAAGCUGUAAAAUUUACCCUGCCUUAAAAUUUUUAAUAUAUACGUAUCAGUAGUGUGGAUGUGCAUAGGUUACUUUAAUAAAGGUAAACAUGGCCUGACUUUAAAAUACCAAGCUAAAAUAACUUUUUCUUUCCUUAGCUAUGCAGAAUAAACUUAGAAGAAAAAAAUGAAGUCCUUUUUACAGAAUAUAGAUUUGUUAGAAGAAUUUGGUGAAAAUGAGUUUUUAAAUCUUUUCGGUAACUUUUCGGUAGGUAAUAUGACUGUCACAGAUUCCAGGUGAAGAGUCUCCCCUUUCCAUGUGACUAGCCAUCCAGUACCUCUCUCCAGAGGUUACUUGUAUCCUUCAAAGAUAGGCCAUUCAGGAUGAACAAAUAUGUGUGUGUGUGUGUGUGUGUGUGUAUAUAUAUAUAUAUAUGUAUCAGGAAGGCUAGUUGUGAUUUUUCUUGUCAGAAUUGCAAUUUUAAUAAGUCAGAGCACCUCAGAAGCUUUUGGGCCAUAUGUAGUCAGUGGGCUGACUUGUUGCUUUCUUGUUGCUGCUGUUGAUGCUAACCUUCUAGUCUGCCACGUAGCCCAUGGACUGUUCAUUUCCCAGGUGCGGGAGCAGCAGCUCCCAUGUUGAGGUUGAUUUCUGGAAGGACUACAGCGUAGUCAUCACUAUUGGAAGAUGGACUCAUGUUUUGUUUUCACAAGUUGUGAACCAUCACUAAUCCAUUAUUUGCUGAUUUUUCUUAAUAACUUAUAUUUGUGUAUUUCACCAAGUGUUUUAGUAGAAUCUCUUCACUGUUGCCAAUAAAUCUGUGAGGUGGGCCAAACAUCAUUUAUCUCUUAAGUCUGAGAGUUUAGUAAGAUUGAUGCUAUUUGCCAGAAUUAAUAGAAGCAGCAUAAGAUGACGCUGGGAAAGGACUCAUGGAUAUUUAGGAGCUGUUUUUAUCCAGGAUAUAUCAGAGAGACAGCUGACAAAAGUACAGCAUUUAUUUUGUCUAUUUUUUUUUUAAGUGUGUACUUUAUGUAUGUAUGUAUGUAUGUAUUUAUUUAUUGGCUGCAUUGGGUCUUCGUUGCUGCGCGCAGGCUUUCUCUAGUUUUGGCAAGCGGGGGCUACUCUUCAUUGCGGUGCAUGGGCUCCUCAUUGCGGUGGCCUGUCUUGUUGCGAGGCAUGGGCUCUAGGCGUGCGGGCUUCAGUAGUUGUGGUGUACGGGCUUAGUUGCUCCGUGGCAUGUGGGAUCUUCCUGGACCAGGGCGCAAACCCGUGUCCCCUGCAUUGACAGGGGGAUUCUUAACCACUGUGCCACCAGGGAAGUCCUGUUUUGUCUUAAUGUUGAAAAAAUUAAAUAUAUUAUUAUAAAUAUAACAGGCAUUUGAAUUAUAUUUUAUUUUUAAGCCAUGUUUAUCAUACGAGGCUUUUUUUUUAAGAACAGAUUAUUGGGGCGUCAAGGAAGGGAGGGAAUAUGGGGAUAUGUGUAUAAAAACAGUUGAUUGAACCUGGUGUACCCCCCCAAAAAAAAAAAAAAAAAAAAAAGAACAGAUUAUUGUAGUCAGAUUAACAUGAAAACUUUGCACACUAGAUGCCUUUCAUCUAUUCUUUUAGAAAAGAAAAACUGUUCUAAAACUAAAGUUUUUAGUGGAUUCAUUAAUUAGUGAUGCACUAGUUUAAAAGAAAAUAAGAGCUCAUCAGCCCUUUAUACAGUUUUCAAAUAUUUAUAGACUUUACCCUCUAAGUAAUUUGUAAGAAAUUGUCCUAGAAGAAUAUUUGCCUGUGCUUGAGAAGACUUAAGAUGUUUAUUGCAUUAUUUUGGAUUUGAAAAGUGAAAAAAUGCAAAUAUGUAUUUAUUGUGGAAUGGUUAUGGUUGUGUUAAAAUACAUUGAAGUACUGCACAGCUAUAGAUCAUAGAAGAUUAAUGCAUUGAUGUGAAAAAUGAAAAAAGCCUGAAAAACUGUCCUAAAUGGAGCAAAAAUUGUAUCCUUGUAUAUGUGUUUUAGUACAAUUUUAAAAGGUUUAUACCAAGCUCUUAAGUCAUUGUUUCUUAGCGGAGGAGAAAGAAUUAUGUUUUCCAUUUAUUUAUUUAUUUGUUUAUUCAUUUAUUAUUUUUUUGGCUGCGUGGCAUGCGGGAUCUUAGUUCCCUGACUACGAGGAAUGGAACCCUUACCCUCUUUCAGUGGAAGCAUGGAGUCCUAACCAUUGGGCCACCAGGAAAGUCCCAAAUUAUGAUUUCAAAGUCAUGUAAAGUUAUUAGGUCCAGCCAGGUUGCUAAACUAGUAGGCAGAAAUGAAAAUUUAAAGGUAUUUCUAACUAGUAACUUAUUUCUACAUCUAUCUUAAGGAAGUACAGUGGACCCUUAAACGACACAGAUUUGAACUGAGCGGGUCCACUUACAUGUGGAUUUUUUCAAUAAGUACAUACUACGUACCACAUGAGCCAUUGCGAACCCCCUCAUUGUUCAAGGGGUCACCUGUGAUUGGCAGCACAAGCAAACAUUGGUACACUGAGAUGUUUGCGGUAGCAUUGUUUAUAAGAUUGAAAAGUUGGAUGCAGCAAAAAACGCUCUGAUGGAUGAGCAAAUUAUGCACUCAAGUGGUGGACUGUGCCCUUGAAACUAAUGUUGUGGGGCCUGUUCAGUGACUUACGAUUCCUUAGGAAAUUGUGAGCAAAACAAGGGUAAAAUUGUGUAUGCUGGAGAUUUCUGUGUGCUCUCAUUGGAAAUGUGUGGCUGAAUCAGAGUUCAUUGACUAUCAUGGAAAACCCUGAAAGCCCCCCUUCCCUGGGGCCCUCCCACUCCUUGGAGUCUGUCCCUCACCACAGCUUUAAGAUGAAAGGAAUCAACAGCCUGCUGCUCAAGUGCCACAGGCUGACCUUGGAUGGUUAGGUUUGUUGUUUGUUUGUUUGUUGAAUCUGAAACAUCAGAAGGAGAUGUAACAGUAUAAUGAUUCUCUAUGUAGCCAUCAUGUAGCCUUGGGAAUGAUCAGCUCAGGGCCAACUGUGUUUCAUCUUUGUAACCACUUCUCACAGAUCUCAAAACAAACCUCAUGUAUCCUGUCAUUUCUGUCAUUUCGUAUCCUGUCAUUUCCUCUCUAGGUGUUGCAGCAUUGCCAUUGGCUUUUGAAGUUCUCUUUUUUCUGCAUACAAAGAUUUGGUAUUAUAUUUGGUUGUGACGGAAUCUACUUCUUAGCAUGUUUUGUUUUUUUAAAUGAAGUAUAGAUUUACCAUGUUGCAUUCGUUUCUGGUGUACAGCAAAGUGAUUCAGUUAUACAUAUAUAUAAAUUCUUUUCCAGAUUCUUUUCCAUUAUCGUUUAUUACAAGAUAUUGAAUAUGGUUCCCUGUGCUAUACAGCAGGACCUUGUUGUUUGUCUGUUUUGUUUACAGUAGUUUGUAUCAUCUUAGCAUAUUUUUAAAAAUAUGUUGAGAAACAAUUUAAACAUGCAGAAAUAUACAAUAAUAUAAUGAAAUCUCUGGGUUUCAUCUCCCAGUUGUCAAUGAUUGUUGGUGUGAAGACUCUUAUUUCAUCUUUAUUCUGUCUUUGCACACUGAAUUAUUUUACAGUAGUUCCUAGACAUAGAAUUUCAUCUGUAAGUACUACAAAUAGUAUAUCUAGAAGAUAAUUUUAUUUAAAAUAUUCAUAAUUUAAAAAAUAAUUUCUUAACAUUGUCUAAUAGUCUUCAAACUUCCCAGAUUGUCUCAAAAAGGAUUUUCUUAAAAUCAUUUGUUUGACUCAGAAUCCAAAAUAAGAGCCACACGUUAGGAUGCUUUGUAAGUCUUUUUAAAUCUGUUUGAAGAAAUUAAUUUUAAAGUCUCUCAUAUCUUGGAUUUUGCUGAUUGUAUACUUAUGAUGCAGUCUUUUUAAUGUUUUCCCUUAUCUUUGAAAUUUCUCGUAACCUGGGAGUUAGAUCUGGAAGCUUGAUGGUCAGAAUCAAGUUCUGAUUUGACAGAGUAGUGCAGGAGCCAAGCUGGUGGGGCGGCACAAGCAGCCUGACCUGGUUGUACAGGCCCCCAUCAGCCUUUGGCCUCAUGCUUUAAUCAGCCGUUGAGAAUUAUUGCGUAGAUCAAUUAUGUCACUACGGUUACUGCUUGUCAGUAAUUUAAAAACACGUAAAACACUCACAUGGUUCAGAGUUUGAAAUACGAAAGAUCUGUUGUGAAGUCUGUCUUCUGCUCUGUUCUUCAGCCCCCCUGGUUGGCCCUGGAGGUAACUAGUUGUUUGCUUUCUUCUCUCUCUCUCUCUUUUUUUUUUUUUAGCACAACUAGUAAUGUGCUGAACACAUGCUGUAUUUCUGCCCCCCGCCCCUUUUUGGUUUAAUUUUUCAGCAUAUCUUUGAGAUUAUUUCCUAUCAUAUAGUUUACAUCCUUUUUGUGGCUUCAUAGUAUUUCAAAGGAUGGGUGUCUGCUUUAUAGGGCCAGAGCCCUGUUGAUGGUCAAAGUGCUGCAUUACACAUGGGCGUAUUGUGAGUGUGUCUAGGAAGGAUCCCUAGAAGUGGGACUGUUGGCCCAGAAAGGAUAUGCUUUUGUUGUUUUGGUAGCUAGUGCCUCGGUGUUCUCCAGAGGGGUGAAUGCUUCCACCAGCGGUGUGUGAGAGCUCCCAUUUUCAUAUCUUCACUAACAGAGCGAGUUACCAAACUUUCGGUUUUUGCCAGAGAGGUGUAAAAACGUAUUUCUUUGUGGGACUAACAGGGUUGUCAUAAACGUGUUUCUUUGUGUAGGUGUUCCCUUCCUUAGACCCUCAGCUUGAGCUAAUGGCUGGGACCCCUGGCACUUUUCUACCCCAAACUCAGGUUAUCUGGGAGAAAAUGCCUCACCAUUGGCUCCUUCUAGCCCAGCACAGCCUCAUGCUGACCACACCAGGGCCAGGUCUUGAUAUUUGAGAGUGUUGUAUUCAGGAAUUCCCUAGGAGAGGGAGUAUGUCAUCUGUGUAAAUACAUCUCAAGUUUCUCAACUUGGACACAGACACACAGAGCACUGUUAUCUCACAUUAACUUACCUGUGGAAAGGUUACAAGGCAGCACAUUUCUUCAGUGUUCACGUGUGGGAAAUAUAAAGAUUUGCUUCUCUCUAAUUCAGUGAAAAUGUUCAUCUUUUCCCCACGUUGUCUUGCUUUGUGAUGUUUUAUUUGAUAGGUUUCCAGGGCAACACACCAUAUCAGCUAAUGGGACCAGUUCUGCUUACAGGUGUGCAGUGUGAUAGUCACGCUCUCUCAGGUCCUGGGUUAGAGUCCCUCUGCGACCUUGGGCAAGUUAUUUUGCCCUUUUCUAUUUUGUAUAAGCUGGGCUCGUGAUAACUUCCUCAGAGCUGUGAUUAAGUGUGGGGAGUUUGGAGUCAAACCACAAGGGUCCUUGCAUUCUGACACUAUUGCUCAGGAGUUUGGAGACUGUGCCUCCAUUUCAUCGGAGUGCCCCUGUGUGCUGUAUUGAGGCACAUGUUUGUUGUGACUGUUCUGCUGACAGCAUGGGCGCCUCUCAGGCUUACUGAUGCUGCCGAGCAGGCAGGGUCAGGGAGAGAGAGCACCUCUCGUCCUGUGUGUGGAUGGACAGCCUUAGCAAUGAGACCUGUGUGCCAGCGGUGUGCUCAGGCCUGCAGAGUCAUUCAUGGUGAGUCUGUAACUCACCACCCUUGAGUUAUAAAGGUGGAUGACUUCCUGGUAAGUGGUAGGUUGUAAUUCGGACUUAAUUUUUAGAUUUGAGUACCUUUUUUUUUUUAAUCAUUUAAACCUGCUUUUUGAUUUAGGAACCAAUCUGAAGUUGAAAAGCACAUUGAAGAGAAGGGCCAUCUUUUAAAGAACAUGGCAGUUAAGAGAUGUCUCUGCAGUCUGCCUAUUCUUUUUUUUUUUUUUUUUCAGUCUGUCUAUUCUGUGUUGUGAGGUUUAUCAUUUAAUUUUAGCUUAUCAGAUGUCUGCGUCCAUAGCCAAUUUAUAUUCUGCUUAAGAUGCAGGUGGCUGCUUUGAUUGGAAAAGGCACUGGCAGAAUUGUCUAUUCUCCACUCCACCCCUGAUGAGUGGAUCCCUGGCUCUGUAUCAGGUGUAUGAUCCCUCUUUUUGGGAGGACAGUAGAGGAACUCUGCACUGAAAUCUCAGCACCUGUGCAUGGGUGACCCUGGGGUCUCUCGGGCUGGUCUGUUAGGAGCUGUUGUCCCAGGUGAGCGCAGGUGGUGCGUGACCCGAGUCAGCUCAGUGGCGCUUUGAUCCUGGCGAGUCCCCACCUUGUCAGCAGAGCUGGUCAACUCAACAUGCUUCCAGGAAAGGCAGUGCAUGCAUGCAAACAAGUGCCAACCAUUGGCUUUCCCAACUGUUUGAUUUGAAUAUAGUGAAAUGUUUAUUGAUAAUAUUUGGGGACCAGUGACAGGAAAGAGGUCCUCAGUUGCAAGUGUGUGGAGUGAAAUCUGGGAGUUGGCCUUGUGGAUGGCAGGGCUUGACACCAUCACAGAGCCUCCUCCCUGUCUUGACCUACUCCUAGGUAUGCAUUUAUUUGAAAAGAGGGGACCAUAGUCCUUUCCAGUGUCCCUAGUGUCCACCCCAGUGUCACACUUAUCCGUGUGGAGUGCUCUCUCGUGCCAUAUUUGGAGGGAGAGACGUGGGUUAUCACUCCUUGGCCCGUUGGCCUAGCUUUCACCUGCCUUAUUAUCAUGUCCACCCAGAACUUUCCUUGCUGUUUCUUGGUGGUGGGUCAUUCAUCCUGCCUGACCCUGUCAUCCACUGCUAACCUCACUUGCUGUCUGUGACAUGACGCUGACUUCAGCAGCUUGGGAGGUGCUGCUUAUCACUGGUCCUAGCCUGACAGUUGGAAAAGUGAAGUCCUGUUUGUAUGUUUAUCUGAAGUUAUGUUGGGGCCUUUAGUUACAGCAAAUUAACCACUUAGUAUAUGUGACUGCUUAUUAAUUAGUAUUUUAUUGAUUCCCACCAACUCUUUUCAGAGUGUCUUUUCCUUUAUCUUUUUGGGUAAGCAGUAGCCAGUUUUCCCGCUGCUUUUAGACGAUAGGCAAUAACUAAACGUGUUCAGAGCUCUCAGUAACAUUUGUUCUAUUGUUUUGUUUUGAGGUGGAAGGGGGAACUCUACCCUCAGAACAUGAGGGAAUAAUAUUUACGUGGCUCACAAAGACCAGCGAUGGAUCACUUGGAGUCCUUUAUCGCUGAGUGUGAUCGGAGAACUGAGCUCGCCAAGAAGCGGCUGGCAGAGACACAGGAGGAGAUCAGCGCGGAAGUUUCCGCGAAGGCAGAAAAAGUACAUGAGUUGAAUGAAGAAAUAGGGAAGCUUCUUGCUAAAGCUGAGCAGCUGGGAGCUGAAGGAAAUGUGGAUGAAUCCCAGAAGAUUCUUAUGGAAGUGGAGAAAGUCCGUGCAAAGAAAAAAGAAGCUGAGGAAGAAUACAGGAAUUCCAUGCCUGCAUCCAGUUUUCAACAGCAGAAGCUGCGUGUUUGUGAAGUCUGUUCAGCCUACCUUGGUCUCCAUGACAAUGACCGUCGUCUUGCAGACCACUUCGGGGGCAAGUUACACUUGGGGUUCAUUCAGAUUCGGGAGAAGCUCGAUCAGUUGAGGAAAACUGUGGCUGAAAAGCAGGAGAAGAGAAAUCAGGAUCGGCUGAGGAGGAGAGAGGAGAGAGAGCGGGAGGAACGACUGAGCAGGAGGUCUGGAUCAAGAACCAGAGAUCGCAGGAGGUCGCGCUCCCGGGACCGGCGUCGGAGGCGGUCAAGAUCUACCUCCAGAGAGCGGCGGAAGUUGUCCCGUUCCCGGUCCCGAGACAGACACCGGCGCCACCGAAGCCGUUCCCGGAGCCACAGCCGGGGCCACCGCCGGGCAUCCAGGGACCGGAGUUCAAAAUACAAACCUGGAUCCGGGGCGCGGAAUUCAGCGGUACUUCUCCGUCAGCACUACCGCCAGGCCCGUCAGGAACUUAUCCCACGCCGCCUGCAUCUCCACCGUGAACUCGCCCUGCAGGUGGGAGGCCAGCACCACCUGGAAACACUGGAUCAGCAGCUGCAGGAGAAGAGGCAGGUAAGCCUCGUAGCAGAUAUGCUGUCAACAGCACUGGAGAGCACACCGAGGACCAGGAUGGUGACUCCAGGUACAGCUCUGCAGUCACUCUGCAGCGGGGCUGGUCCUCCCGUUGACCCAGAUGUUUUCUCCCCUGAGGAGCCCCGUGUUCUCUUCCCCACUUGGUUUUCAGAUGUCAUUCUGGCAACAAUUUUGGCAACCAAGUCUGAAAUGUGUGGCCAGAAGUUUGAACUGAAGAUCGAUAACGUGCGUUUCGUUGGGCACCCGACGCUGCUGCAGCACGCGCUGGGCCAGGUCUCCAAAACAGAUCCAUCCCCGAAGAGGGAGGCUCCCACCAUGAUUCUUUUCAAUGUGGUAUUUGCACUGAGGGCCAACGCGGACCCGUCAGUGAUAAACUGUCUGCACAACCUCUCUCGCCGCAUUGCCACUGUGCUGCAGCACGAGGAGCGCCGCUGCCAGUACCUCACACGGGAAGCCAAGCUGAUCCUGGCGCUGCAGGACGAGGUGUCCGCCAUGGCCGAUGCAAAUGACGGGCCUCAGUCCCCAUUCCAUCACAUCCUGCCCAAGUGCAAGCUGGCCAGGGACCUCAAGGACGCUUACGACAGCCUAUGCACGUCUGGAGUGGUGCGGCUCCACGUCAACAGCUGGUUGGAGGUGAGCUUCUGCUUGCCUCACAAGAUCCACUAUGCAGCCACAAGCCUCAUCCCCCCCGAGGCCAUCGAGCGGAGCCUGAAGGCCAUCCGCCCAUACCACGCCCUGCUGCUGCUCAGCGACGAGAAGUCCCUGCUGGGCGAGCUCCCGCUCGACUGCUCCCCAGCCCUGGUGCGCGUGAUCAAGACCACGUCUGCCGUGAAGAACCUGCAGCAGCUAGCCCAGGAUGCAGACUUGGCCUUGCUGCAGGUUUUCCAGCUUGCAGCUCACCUGGUGUACUGGGGCAAAGCCAUCAUCAUCUACCCGCUGUGUGAGAACAACGUCUACAUGCUUUCUCCCAACGCCAGCGUGUGUCUGUACUCCCUGCUGGCCGAGCAGUUCUCACGCCAGUUCCCAUCUCACGACCUGCCGUCCGUCCUCGCCAAGUUCUCGUUGCCCGUCUCCUUGUCAGAAUUUAGGAACCCUCUGGCCCCCCCUGUGCAGGAGACGCAGCUCAUCCAGAUGGUGGUGUGGAUGCUGCAGCGCAGGCUCCUGGUCCAGCUGCACACCUACGUUUGCCUGAUGGCCUCACCCAGCGAGGACGAGCCCCGCCCCCGGGAGGAGGACAUGCCCCUCACCACCAGGGUCGGCGGCCGCAGCCUCAGCACGCCCAACGCUCUCAGCUUUGGCUCCCCAACCAGCAGUGACGACAUGACCCUCACCAGCCCCAGCAUGGACAACUCCAGCGCAGAGCUGCUUCCCAGUGGGGACUCGCCGCUCAACAGGAGGAUGACGGAGAACCUGCUGGCCAGCCUGUCCGAGCACGAGCGGGCAGCCAUCCUCAGCGUGCCCGCGGCCCAGAACCCCGAGGACCUCCGCAUGUUUGCCAGGCUCUUACACUACUUCCGUGGCCGCCACCACCUGGAGGAGAUCAUGUACAACGAGAACACACGGCGCUCCCAGCUGCUGGCACUCGUGGACAAGUUCCGCAGUGUCCUGGUGGUGACCACCCAUGAGGACCCGGUCAUCGCCAUCUUUCAGGCCCUGCUCACCUGAGCUGGGGGGCACCAGACAGAGCCUCCCCAACCCCAGGGCUCCCUCCUUCCCUCCUGUUGGGGCUGCUGCCCUCCGCAUCCUCACGCGUGUCCAGUCCUCAAAACAGCCUCACUGUCUCUGAGCUGAGAAGGUGAGGCUCGAGCUGGGGGAGCGUCCAGGACUCUCGCUUCUGAGAGUGUUUCUCUCAGAGCCCCUCUCCCAACCCUGCCCGUGUUCCCCCGGCCCACUCCUUGGGGGUCCAGAGUGUGAGGUCCAAGUGCCUGGCCCAUCCUGUGUGGUCCAGUGCUGGCCGCCUGCAGGCACCCUUCCCCCCAGCUUCCUGGGUACCUUUCCCAGCCCUGCCCCCACCACAGUCCUGCGUUAGCCACCAGGAGGCUAUGGCCAAGUGGUCACCCCCAUGCCACUUGAGUUAUGAGGACCUGGGCUAAUGGUGUCCUGUGGCUGGCAGGGCCUGGGGAAUGUGCUUUGUUGGCUUCCCCGUGGGGUAUGUCUGCACGGGUGCUCCCCACACAGGGCUGCCUCAGGCCU
Molecule: messenger RNA, 13755 nt
Organism: Hippopotamus amphibius kiboko
Lineage: Eukaryota; Metazoa; Chordata; Mammalia; Artiodactyla; Hippopotamidae
Gene: LUC7L
Product: LUC7 like
Exons: 20
Coding region: 10657-13227 (856 amino acids)
Biological process (GO): cellular response to amino acid starvation; mRNA splice site recognition; negative regulation of TORC1 signaling
Cellular component (GO): U1 snRNP; U2-type prespliceosome; GATOR1 complex
Molecular function (GO): mRNA binding
Source: RefSeq, a predicted model, not a curated record